AUGGACGGGCGCCCGUGGGUCGCCAGGUACGGAGAUCGGCUCUUCGGCGUGGACGAGCAGCUCGCGUCGGCCUACGGGUGGCUGGACAGGCUGGAGGACCCCGACGACGUGGAGUGCGAGCGCAUGCUGAUACUGGCCGGGCCCUCGGGCUCCGGCAAGACCGCCCUCGCGAUGAAGGUGCUGCGGGAGCGCGGCUUCUCGGUGCUCGAGAGGAACGCGAACGACAACAGGACCAAGUCGGCGUUCCAGGAGGACAUCCUCAGGACCGCCACCUCCACCUACGCGUUCAGGAGACAGGCGAUCCUCGUGGAGGGCAUCGACGCGAUCCCGGUGACCGCGACCAACUGCGGGCUGGACGUGCUCAUCGACCUGGCGUCCGAGCACCGCAACCCGUGGAACGUCGUGCCCCUGAUCUGCACCAUGGACGGGGCCAAGCCGAGGGGGAGGCUGGCGGAAUUGGCGAAGAGGUCCCGCGUCCUCGUGAUGCCCGGGCUCGGCGAAGGAAGGCUGCUCCAGCUCGCCUACCACGUCCUGGCGAGCGAGAAGACGCGAUUCGUGCGAGGGGACGUGGAGCGGUUGUGCGCUAAGGCGAAGGGCGACGCGAGAUGGCUCCUGAACGCCCUGGAAUUCGCGUACGGCAGGGGUGGCGUGGGCGCGCCGGCUUGCGCCUCCGAGGCGGACCGCAGGAGGACCGACGAUGUCGAGGCGGCUCGCAAGAUACUGUACGAGGCCGACUGCGCGAAGGACAUCGAGGAGGCGCUGAUGGACGACGAAGGGUAUGCAGUCGCGUCUUUGGUGCAGGAGAACUAUCCUUUGGCGUGCGGGGACGACGUGACGACGGCGUCUGCCGUGGCCGACUGUGUGGUGGACGACGACAUCAUGGAGAGCUUCGUACACGCCACCCAGAGCUGGGAUUUCUUGCCGGUGGCCUCCAUGGCGGGCAUGCGGCGAGCGAGUUCCUACCUCUCACGUGGGAGACGGACGGCCGGAUCUGCGGCGCGCAGCGAGCCCGGCGAGCCCCUGGGAGCGGGCGCCUUGCGGCGAAGGGGCAGGAGCAGGCAGGCCGAGAGGAAGACGAGCUGGGGGACGGUCAAUCCGUCGUCGGCGUGGAGCAAGGCGUCUUACUCCUCCGCGCAGAGGAAGAAGCUGUGCGCUCUGGGAAAGACGCUCCGCGGAGAGACCGAGGUCUGCGCCGAUGUGGACCUCGAGUGGAUGGUCGCUUUCUGCGCGAUCGCGACCGCGGCUGCCGAGAGCGCGGGCGAUGGCGGCGGGAUGGAGGAGGUGGCGGCGUACGCGGUGGGCUACGGGAUGCGAGCCAGGCAUGUGGAGGACAUCAUGAGGCUCUGCGCGCCCCUCACUCGCACGAUCCGCUUCAAGAGGGCGGACAUGAGGAGUCUUAAGAAACUCUGCGGGGAGGGCGAGCCCGACGAGCCCCUGGGAGCGGGCGCCUUGCGGCGAAGGGGCAGGAGCAGGCAGGCCGAGAGGAAGACGAGCUGGGGGACGGUCAAUCCGUCGUCGGCGUGGAGCAAGGCGUCUUACGCCUCCGCGCAGAGGAAGAAGCUGUGCGCCCUGGGGAAGACGCUCCGCGGAGAGACCGAGGUAUGCGCCGAUGUGGACCUCGAGUGGAUGAUCUCUUUCUGCGCGAUCGCGACCGCGGCUGCCGAGAGCGCGGGCGAUGGCGGCGGGAUGGAGGAGGUGGCGGCGUACGCGGUGGGCUACGGGAUGCGAGCCAGGCAUGUGGAGGACAUCAUGAGGCUCUGCGCGCCCCUCACUUGCACGAUCCGCUUCAAGAGGGCGGACAUGAGGAGUCUUAAGAAACUCUGCGGGGAGGGCCCCGAGCGCCCGGUCGGAGGCUUCGAAGACGACUUCGACAGCGAAGACUAUGAGGACGCCCCGGAAUCGCCGUCGGAAUCGGGCGAGCCCGCCGAUGGCUCGGACGAAGAUCCCGACUAUGAACCGGGGAUGAGAUCCAGCUCGGAGGGGGAAACGGACGAGGAACGCGAGUCGAGCGACGAGGCCGACGAUGAUGGUCGGAGCGAGGAUUGGGAUGCCGAAGAUCACGCGGAUGCACAAUAA
This is a messenger RNA of Klebsormidium nitens, 2076 nucleotides long. Lineage: Eukaryota; Viridiplantae; Streptophyta; Klebsormidiophyceae; Klebsormidiales; Klebsormidiaceae. The record is from the annotation of a GenBank genome assembly.